AAGAAUAACAAGGCUUUCCCCCCAUCACUUCUUCUUUCAUAAACCCUAUAAAAUUACCUGCCUUUGCAUUCCCAUCCCACCACACCAAAAGAAAAGAAAACACACACACACAAAAAAGAACACUUGGGUUUUGCUUUACACAUAAUGGAGAACAGUGUAGCAUAUGAGAAGGCAACUGAACUAAGAUUAGGGUUGCCAGGCAUAGAUGAACCGGCAGUACUUUCCAGUGUUAAAAACAACAAGCGGCCAUUGCAUGAUGAAAAAAGUGGAGAAAAUGGCAAAUCUGCUCAAAAUGAAACAGCCCCUCCUUCCAAGGCACAAAUUGUGGGGUGGCCACCGGUUCAGUCCUACAGAAAGAACAAUUUUCAACAGGCAAAGAAAAGUGAAAGUGAGUGUGGUGGGAUAUAUGUAAAAGUAAGCAUGGAUGGAGCACCAUAUUUGAGAAAGAUUGAUUUGAAAGUUUACAAAGGGUACCCAGAGUUGUUACAGGUUUUAGAGAACAUGUUCAAGUUCACCAUAGGUGAGUACUCAGAAAGAGAAGGGUACAAAGGAUCAGAUUAUGAACCUACUUAUGAAGACAAAGAUGGUGAUUGGAUGCUUGUUGGUGAUGUUCCCUGGGAAAUGUUCAUCACAUCAUGCAAGAGAUUAAGGAUCAUGAAAGGAUCAGAAGCAAGGGGAUUAAGUUGUAGUGGUGUAUGAGGAAAAAAAAUUCUAUCUUAUUAUCAUCAUCACCAUCAUCAACAAAGACAUAUGAGAGAAAGAUUAAGACAAAACACAAGAUCUAAUAUUUUUGUCUCUCAGGGAGAGAAAAUUAAAGAUCUUUUUCAGCUUGGGUUCUCGAGAGAUAUUCAACCGACUGGGAAAAUUUACAAGCAAAACAGAUCGACCAAACACACACACACACACACACACACACAUAUAUAUAUAAGAUCUGUUUUUUUAGGGUCAACUUUUGUGAAAGAUGACAGAAAAAAAGGAAGCAUAUGGGGGCUAAUUAAUCCAAGUUUUGGUUGUUAUUUUAGUAUUAAUGCAAAGAAAACAAAUGUUGUAUUUGUAUAUCAGUUUUGUGUUGUAUGAUUAAAAUUUUUCUGUUUGAUAUUGUUCAUCAA
This is a messenger RNA of Gossypium raimondii (Peruvian cotton), 1109 nucleotides long. Its product is annotated as auxin-induced protein 22D. The record is from RefSeq and is a predicted model, not a curated record. The coding region runs from base 145 to 699 and encodes 184 amino acids. Gene Ontology annotation, cellular component: nucleus. The transcript is spliced from 4 exons. Gene Ontology annotation, molecular function: protein binding. Gene Ontology annotation, biological process: regulation of DNA-templated transcription. NCBI's taxonomy places the organism in Eukaryota, Viridiplantae, Streptophyta, Magnoliopsida, Malvales, Malvaceae.